Phasianus colchicus (ring-necked pheasant) is the source of this 6389-nucleotide messenger RNA. It is a transcript of the gene PLAGL1, whose product is annotated as PLAG1 like zinc finger 1. Gene Ontology annotation, cellular component: nucleus. Gene Ontology annotation, molecular function: protein binding. The record is from RefSeq and is a predicted model, not a curated record. Gene Ontology annotation, biological process: regulation of gene expression. NCBI's taxonomy places the organism in Eukaryota, Metazoa, Chordata, Aves, Galliformes, Phasianidae.
GCGUCUCCCCGGGGCCGGGCACCGCCGCGGGGACGGGAGCAGCUUGUGCCGCCGCCGCCGCGCUCCCCGGCCCGGCGCUGGGGCAGCGGCAGCGCCCGCCGAGCCGCGCCAUGAGGUUUCCUAUGCCUGAUCUGUAAACAUGUCCACAGACCUGCUAUGGUGUGAGGAUUGCGGUAAAAGCCUUGUAGGAGAAUGCAAACUUCAUGGACCACUCAUCAGGGCUAAAGACAGGGUUAUUCCUAGCCGAGCCCGUCUCACCCUACCUCACUACCUUACUUUGCGAGUGUUGGAACUGCGAGCUGGAAACCAGCAGAUCCUUGGAGUAUUUGCGAAGAAAGUAAUACAGAAGAGAACACAGUUUGGUCCUUACGUUGGUCAACUAUCUACAAAAUUGACCUGCUAUGAUGAGAGUAGGCUAGUUCUGCAGGUAUUGAAAGAUGGAGGGAAGUACUUUCUGGACACUCCCAAUGAAGACUGUGGAAACUGGAUGAUGUUUGUCCGGCUAGCCCGGAACCAAGAAGAACAGACCCUUGUGGCUUAUCAGCACUGUGGAGAAGUCUACUUUACAACUGUUAAGCCAAUUGAGCCCCACACGGAAUUGAAAGUAUGGUACGCUGCCGAUUAUGCCAAAUUUAUGGAAACUUCUGCAGUCUUCAUUAAAGAAGAAUCUGAUGUCAGUCCUUUGCCUGUAGUAGCAAAAGAGCCUGUAGACCCUUGGAUAUGCUCCAGCUGUAGAAGUACUUUUGCAACUUUUGCUCUGCUGGAAUCUCACCAGUGCAUCAAUAAAGACCGAGUCCUUACCACCAGGCUCAGACCACCAAAUAAAUUAGGAUCCUUAAAAGCAAAAAACAAAUUCAAAGGGAAACUGAGAGGAUCGGCAUUAGGCAAAAGCAUUGCUCAGUGCUAUGGGACCAUUUCCUGUUCCUCUGCUGCGAAGCUUAGCUGUGCCAGCUCAGGAAACACUUGUGAUGCUCUUGUGAGGUUUAUACCUAAAUGGAGAAAUGGCCGGUCUUCACUGUUGAAGGGAAGAGAAGUGAAGCAGACAGACAGUUACCCUUGCCGACUCUGUGGGAAGAUAUUUGAUUCCAUUGAAAAGCUCACAGUCCACACUUACGUGCACAAAGCGGAGCGCCCCUACAAGUGUUCACAGCACGGAUGCACAAAAGCCUUCAUUUCCAAAUAUAAACUGCUCAGGCACUCAGCCACUCAUUCUCCACAGAAAUCUCACCAGUGUGGCUACUGUGAAAAGACAUUUCAUAGGAAAGACCAUCUAAAGAAUCACCUUCAGACUCAUGACCCAAACAAGAUGGCCUUCAAGUGUGAAGAGUGUGGCAAGAAGUACAACACCAAGCUAGGUUAUAAGAGACACUUGGCUCUUCAUUCAGCCACCAGUGGAGACCUUACCUGUAGGGUAUGUGCUCAGGAGUUUGGUGGCACUGAAGUUUUGUUGGAACACCUCAAAAGUCAUGCAGGGAAACCAACUGGCAAUACCAAGGAAAAGAAACAUAAGUGUGACCAUUGUGAGCGUCACUUCUAUACCCGUAAAGAUGUGCGGCGUCACAUGGUGGUUCACACAGGUUGCAAAGACUUUCUAUGCCAGUUUUGUGCCCAGAGGUUUGGGCGGAAGGACCACUUGACUCGCCAUACAAGGAAGACUCAUCCACAAGAACUGCUCAAGAGCAGGUUGCAGAAUGGUGACUCGGUAGGUCUCCUUGACCAGCUUUUUCCAUUCAGACUGAAGGAAGAUGCCAGCAUAUUGUCCCCUUUUCCUGAAAGGGUCUCGGUGCAGAAUGGAAUUUUGAAUAAUUCAGAACCAAAGGAAUACAACUGUUCACAUCUUCAUCCCCAGCCAAGCUUACAAACUGCUCUUCCUAUUGAAUCUUCUCCUCUUUUGCAAAGAAUGGGCUGUACAGAUAGCCUUGCAGCUCUCCCUCCCACACCGUGCUCAACAGCCAUCCCUGCCAACCUGAACCUUCAUCAGUCUAAUAAAUAUGACCUUAGCUCUACCUCAUUUGCAGCAGGCUCCCUCAAGAAUCUUCCUAUCAAAGUGGAUGUUAAAGGUUACAACGUCCAUCUUCUAGAGGACCUGCCAUUACCAGAACCUCAAUCUCUCCACAAAAUUAGUCUGGAAGAAGCUUCCUCAGGGCCUGUAGGUGAUACUAACAAAUACCCAGUGCACAAGGAGACAGAGACAGCAGCUGAAACUACCAGCAUGCCUUUCAUGGAUCUCACUCAUGUGAUGAGUUUCUGGCAACUCCCACAAGGUGACAACCAGAGCACUACUGGGGAUAUCACAAUGGCAUUUGGUCCAGAGGAAUCAUCACAGAGGCUGAACGGCCUCAGCCAACAGCAAGGUCUACAGCUAGCAACUGGUGGCAUGGCCAUAAACCAGCUGCAUCAUCUUCCUCGCUCUUUUCCAUCCACUACAAAUUCUGUAACGUUGCCUCAUUUUCAUCAUGCCUUCAAAUAACUAUGCUUGCUUUUUUUUUCUUUUUUUUUUUUUUUAUAAAGAAAAGACUGUGCUUCUUACUUAAAUCUGUUAGGAAGGGUAUUUUUUGUUUUUCUUCUUCUGUGUUUCAAGAAAAACUGCCCCAAUUUUUUUUUUUUUUUUUUUUUUUUAAAGCAUGUUAUGGACAUGGUAGUUCAAUUCAGAAUGUUAAUAAACAAGAAGCUCUAUUUUUCAUACUAUUAUUAAUUUUUAGCAUAUGACAAUAGUAGGACUAACAUACUUCCCUCAGUACCCUCGAUAUUCUUGUUUCUUACCUUUUAAACAAACAGCUUAAUGUCUUCAACAACAGCAAAACCUUGUAAUAGGCACAAUGAAACUAUGACUGCCACAUUAGGAGAAAUAGGGUUAGGGUAAAUGGGAAGAAGGGGGAAAAGAACAGAAGAAUAAUUUUAAUGAGCCAUAAAUCACAGGAAAUGUAUACGCAUGGCAAACUUAAGAUCAAUAAUUUAUCGGUGUGAUAUAGAUUUCUUCUAAGCAUUUACUUAAUUACCAAAUGUUAUGGAAUCAUUUUGAUUUAAAGAUUCAAGAAUAAAUCUUAUCUUCUAGUUCCACUCUUUUAAAACAAAGAAAAUCACUGUUGUGAUUACACCUAAGUAGACUUCUUUAUUUUCUUCUGAAGUGCACUUCGACUAUGUGCAUCUCCUGCAUUUUUCCAAGGGCUGGAAAUAACUACCACUGCUGCAUGGCUACACCAAAACAGAUGUCUUGUAUAGGUGUAGUUUUCAGAAUGGGAAGUGAAUUGUCUCAAAGAUUGGAGAUUGCCCAGGGGAGCCUCCAGCCAAGGUCUGCCUUCAAUGAGGCUGUGGUAGGUCCCCAUGCAGAAGAGCUUGUGGUGGUUACCUCAGGAUGGGCCUCUUCAAAACAAUGGGUUGUGAACCUGCCUCAAAAUGGCAUAGGAAAUCAGCAAGUAGGGCAAUGGUUAGAUGAUCUUCAUCCUGUUUUUGCUGAGUGGUAUUUUGGUAUUUUCACCCAAAUCAGAAUCACGGCUCAUGUUUGCUUCCUAUAGUAAAUUGCUGUAUGUUUCCAGCUGAUAUAGGUAUUACAGCCCUGUCCCCUGACCAACUAGCAGAAAUUGCAAAAAAUCCCAUCUCCCAGUAGAUAACAUUUAAACAAACAACUUCAGAAUUUACUUGCUGCCUUGCAUAACCCAUACUUAAAAAACAGAACACCAUUUUAGCAUAUGAUGCCAUUACUAGUGGGUUCUAUUACAGCUGAAACAGAUGCAGAAUUUCUGAAUCAGAAUAUGCAAUCUCUUCUACUAAAUUCACUUGAAUUAAUAGUACCUAAUAAUAAUUACAGAUACACCAUGAAGCAAGCUUGUUCUCUUCUCCUUUGGUAAUCACAGGACUAUUUCCAGGCAACUUCAAAUAAAAAAACCAAUAUUUGUGAAUCACUGAUUGCUGUUUUGCUGUUAAUGAACUAUAAUUGUGUGAAUAUUUUUUCAAGUUUAUCAUUAUUUGGAUUAAGGGAUGGUGGGAUUAUUGUGCUUUGUGCAGGAAUAUGUUCUUCAGAUACACUGGAGAAGUUUUCUUAUUUUUAAAAAUCUUAGCAUAGGGCAAAACAAAAUAAAUGUUAAGAUCAUCAUAACAGGGAUAGCAGUAGGAAGAGUAGGUUCAUGCCCAGUUAGCAGUUGUUCAAAUUACAGUUGAGUGAAAAGGUUGUAAACAGUGUUACACGCACAUUUUACAACUCAUAAUUCUGUUCAGACUUGGAAAGGUAUGUGUCUGUUUACUGCAUUGUUUUCCUUAUUCGUGCAAAUUGUAUUCACGUGGCUUCAUUCAAGUUUAUGUACUUGAGAAAAGAAAAAAAACAACCCCCAAACAACACAUUCUUGUACAUGCCUGAUCACAUAUACUAGUAGACACUUCAGAUUGUGCUUUUCUAGGAGGUUUAAUAAGUUAUGAAAUAUUUGUCUUUGCAUUAAAAUAAGACGUUAAGAAGGAAACACUGCAAUGUUGCAUAACACCCACCACUCUGAGCUGCUCGCUGCAAUGGGAGCAGAGCUCUGGGCUGCCUAGAGACACGCUCUGGUUGCAGUCUCUUAUGAAAUGUAUCUCACUGAGAUACGUUAGUGAGAGAUGUUGAUCAUACUGAACUGCAAGUUAAAAGCCAAGUCUCAGUCACGUAAAAAGACACAGAAUGGCUUGGGUUGGAAGGGGCCUCAAAGAUCAUCUACUUCCAACUGCUCUGCCAUGGGCAGGGCUGCCACCCCUUAAAUUGGGGUAGAUCAGGCUGCCAGGAGAGAACAACCAUUUUUGCAUUAAAACUCGUAAGAGGCACACUGCAACAUCUACAAGGAAAACAAAGCUCACUGUAGUGGCACCUGCAAGUAAAACACAGAAGUAUACCUUAAAUAGGUGCUGCUCCUGCUUUAACUCUUCAGUCUAUUCAAAAUGGCUUUUCUAGAUUCUUGAUAUCAUAAAUAUAGAUGGAGCUCAGCAGCAGUCCAUAUAUAGUAUGUGGUAGAAGUAUCCUAGUACAAUGCAAAUGAAAAGAAAGAACUAUUUUUUGCCUGCAGAUUAGCUGUCACCACUCCAUUGCAAGAUCUUAUUUAUGAAUUAUAAAAUGUUAAGUCUGCAUUAGCACGUGGCUUCUAUUCUGACAUGAAAAUGCACAAAUCAAACAUAUCUGUGCUUAAUUCUGCACAGCUCUGGGUACAUAUAACAUGCUAUUCAUACACCUCUAAACCUGGAUAACCAUCACCAUCACUGUCAUCUUGUGUGGAGCACGCAGCGCUGCAGGCAAACACAUGGGUGUGCUCAUGCUGAGCUCAGCAAAGCUGUGUGGCUGAAGCCUACAGAAUGCAGCCAUACGCUCCAGCUCACAAGCAAGGCACAGAGCAGAUAGCAUCUUGGUCUUAUUUCUCUCCUUAAAAACCACCACAUUCUGUGCACAGUUUGGAAGAAAAGGUUUGAGACAAAAAGCCCUGUAGAGCUCUGAUAGAGCAGGGAGAUACCAUCGCCCAGGUCAGGCACUGAUCCUCUGUGAUAGCUCAGGGUAUUUUACCUCAUGUUACAUGAGACACGAAAACAGUCUGUCUAUCCAUCUGAACUCCGCUUGGACACGUUUGCAGCUAAACAGAAUUCCUGUAAUCAAGAAAGUCUGUGAAAUUGAGAAACUUAAUGAACAUCUGCUCUCAUAGAGAAAAAGCACUCGUUUGAAAAUGAGAAGAUGGAAGCCACGUGAACCUGCUGAAGUAACAUUGAAGAGUAAGCAUUAGAGUUGGUGGAACAAAAGAAUCUUCAACCUAUGUGUACACACAACUGUUCCUAGUGUUCAUUUCCCAGCCCACACUGGGGAACACAUUCAUUACUUUUUAACUUUAUUUCUAAGUUGGUCCUGCUCCAACUCUAUGUUUUCUUAACCAGUGGGUUUUUACAGACAGUCCCAAAUGGGACAGCAAGUUUCAUAUAUUGAUGAUUGGGUGAUUACAUUACACAGGAAAGCAUCCAGGUGGGUCUGGAACAUCUCCAGAGGAGGAGACUCCACAGUCUCUGCGGACAGCCUGUUGCUGUGCUCUGUCACCUUCACAGGAAAGAAGUCCUUUCUGAUUGAAUGGACCACAACCUUCCAGAUGAUGUUUUAAUUAGAUUUUGGCAACUGGUACGGAUGAUCUCACAGCUUUAAAAAGGACAGCCUAAAAGCUUUGUGGCCAAGAGAAAAAUAAAGGAGGACAGUGAAAUUCCAUUAUUAUUAUUAUUUUUAAUUGGAGAUGGUACCCACUGUAUUAUUAUCACUGCAUCACAACAGACUGAGCACUGCAGGACUUGGGGUAGAAGAGGUGCUGGAGGAUCACACUGUUAAGGCUCAGUGCUUCUGCAGAACACCUUAAUGUGUCCCUGGCAGGCAGCCACUCUAUCUUCUGGUCUGUGUCUGCUGU